Molecule: messenger RNA, 5859 nt
Organism: Eleginops maclovinus (Patagonian blennie)
Lineage: Eukaryota; Metazoa; Chordata; Actinopteri; Perciformes; Eleginopidae
Gene: plekhh1
Product: pleckstrin homology domain containing, family H (with MyTH4 domain) member 1
Exons: 30
Coding region: 247-4446 (1399 amino acids)
Cellular component (GO): cytoskeleton
Source: RefSeq, a predicted model, not a curated record
AAGCGAAGGACGAGCAGCAGCGGGACGGAGGUCGGACACAAGACAUGAAACCCUGAGAGGAGGAAAAAAGGAAUGAAUGAGGAAUGAGAGCGGAGAGAAAGUCGACGGAGUGAAGAGGAAGUUAUGAGACGAAUUGCGACGAAUUACCGGGGAAGGUGUCUGUGAAAGCCGAGUGAAGGGGGGAGGAAGAGACAACAAAGUCACAAGUGCAGUCUGAGUAAGGAGGCAGAUUUCUGAAUCCUCGCCAUGGCCGACGUGCUGGAGAGCGGCGGCGGUCCGGGGGCCGUCAGAGUAGCCAGCGUGGAUUGGCAGAAGCGCUGCAUGGCUCUGGAGAUGCAGCUGCUGAGGUUCAGGCUGCAGGCGGGGAAAAUACGAGAGCUGCUGGCAGAGAAGAUGCAGGAGCUGGAGCAGAGGGUGAUAGAGUCUGACCAGCGAGCUGAGAGCGCUGAGAAACAGAUCCAUGUCAUGGAAGAAAAGCUGAAGUCUGCAAACAUACAAACCAGCGAAUCAGAGAGCUCGUUGUACAGAAAGUAUCAAGAGCUGACCAAUCAGGUUCAAGAAAAAGAUGCUGUGAUAAAGAGAUUGGAGGUGCAGCUGGAAAAACAGAUCUUAGUCAGAGCCCAGGAGGCCAAGAUUAUCGAAGAGAAGGCGGCCAAGAUUAAAGACUGGGUCACCUUUAAGCUCAAAGAGAUGGAGCAAGAAAACCAGCUGCUGAAAAUGGCCAACCUGAAGCAGACAGAGCAGAUAAUGCUGCUGCAGGACAAAGUACAAGCUCUCUUAGAGAAACAUGCUUCCUCUGGAUCUCCUGCCACCUCCCCUGUAAUAGAUACCCACCUGGUGCCCAGCAACCCGCUGUUUCCUCCCAGCUGCCCUGACACACCACCUGCACAGGACGACAGCUGGAGACAGGCCGGUCCCCGAGGAGCCUCUAAUAUCAAGACCUCGCCGACAGACGUGAAAAGGACCCCUGAGCAGAGCGGUAAAGCGGUUUGUCUCGGGGACAAUGUUUCUGUCAGUGGACCUGAGCUGCUGGUGGUCCCCGAGGGUCCGGCUGGGGGCUCGGAUAGAGACAACUCCUCCGACGAGCUCAACAGCAAGUUCCGCUCUCAGUGCCUCCACUCGUCCUCUUCCUCCUCUUCUUCCUCCUCAGCCUACGAGAUGGCCCACGGCCCGAGCUCCCCGGAAUUGUCCCUCAGGAUAACCCCUAAAAGCCCCCUCCUGUCGCGCUCCCCCUCCACCAACAACCCCUUCCCCAAUCCUUCAGUCCACCAAUCGGGCGCUAGCAUGACGCUCCCUAAAGUCCGGACCCCCCUCACCCCUAGGGACAGCAUCCAGCUGGUGAAGAAGCACUAUAGCCAGCCGCAGCCCAGCCUGGACCGCCUGCACCACCUCAACGUCAACAUCGACAUCAUGAGCCCCUCCUCCACCUGCUCCACCCUCAAGAGCUCGGGCACCUCGCCCUUCUCGCAGGUGGUGGAGGAGACGGACAUUGACGACGGGCUCCCUGACAGCAUGGACGGGGUGGUGGAGGGGUCGGGGUUGGAGGACCUGUGCCGGGGGGGAGACUCCUUCUUGGGAGAAGAACUGGAGCAGCUCGAUCCUCCACCGACACCUCCGUUACACCGCUUCCCUUCAUGGGAGAGUCGGAUCUACGCUGUGGCAAAGUCAGGAAUGAGAGUUUCAGAGGCGAGUCCUGGAGCCAGGGGCCCCGGGCGAGGGUCUAACUUACCCCAAUAUCCAGCGGCAGGUCCGUUCAUCCAGUUGAUCUACAAGAAUAUCAACGUACCGGUCUACACCACACUGAAAGGGAAAGCCACUCAGAUCAGCAGCGUUCCUCUGCCUGACGAUGACUCCGGGUCUGAGGACGACAGCAGCUCUCUGGCCAGCUUACGCACCUCCAUCCUGAGCCCCGACAAGAAGGGCAGCGUCCCUGGGAGCCCCAGAGCCGUCAAGAGAGGUGUGUCCAUGUCCUCCAUCAGCUCAGAGAGCGAUUAUGCCAUUCCCCCUGAUGCGUACUCCCUGGACAGCGACUACUCUGAACCAGAACAUAAAGUCCAGCGGACCUCCGCCUACUCCUGCGAGAGCAUCGGGCCUGAGAUGCUGGAGAAGUCGGGGUACCUGCUGAAGAUGGGCAGUCAGGUGAAGGCCUGGAAACGCCGCUGGUUCAUCCUGAGGAACGGAGAGAUCCUCUACUACAAAUCUCCAAGUGACGUGAUCAGGAAACCUCAGGGUCAGAUCGAGCUGAACUCGUCCUGCAAUAUAAUCCGGGGAGAAGGAGCGCAGACAUUUCAACUGAUCACAGAGAAGAAGACCUUCUAUCUGACCGCCGACUCUCCCAACAUCCUGGAGGAGUGGAUCCGGGUCCUGCAGAACAUCCUCAGAGUCCAGGCCAGCAGCCCCGUUACCGUGGAGACCACCACCGCCAAGCCCACUGUGAGGGGCUGGCUCACAAAGGUCAAACACGGACACUCGAAGCUGGUGUGGUGUUCUCUGGUUGGAAAAUCCUUCUACUACUAUCGUAAUCAGGAAGACAAGUUGCCUCUGGGUCAGCUGCAGAUCCGUGCCGCCUCGGUACAGGAAGUGGACCGUUCCUGUGACUCGGAUGAGGACUACGAAGCCGGCAGUCGAGGUUUCCUCUCCUCACACUGCACCUUAGUGGUCCAACCGCGAGACCAGAGUCCUACCUACCUGCUCAUCGGCACCAAGCAGGAGAAGGACACAUGGCUUUAUCACCUGACGGUGGCUGCCGGCAGCUGUGCGACCUUCAAAGUGGGAACAGAGUACGAGCAGCUGAUCGGUAAACUCCUAGAUGCAGAGGGAGACCCAGAAUCCUCCUUGUGGAAGAACGAGGCCUUGAGCUUCUGUAAGGAGGGUCUGCGCUCGCCCCUCAGCACUCUGCCCUCUGAAGCUCUGCAGACUGAAGCUCUCAAACUUUUCAAGUCCUGUCAGCUCUUCAUCAAUGUCCUGGUUGAGUCUCCGUCAAUCGACUACCACACCUCGCUGGCCCAGAAUGCUUUGCAGGUGUGUCUGACGCACCCCGAGCUGCAGAACGAAGUGUACUGUCAGCUGAUCAAGCAGACCAACCGCCGGACGCCUCACAACUACUCCCUCACACAGUGCUGGCAGCUGUUGUCUCUGUGCGUGGCUCUGUUCCUCCCUCAGCAGCAUUUCCUGUGGUACCUGAGACAGUACCUGCAGCGCAACGCCGACCCAAAGAGUGAGGUGGGGAAGUACGCUGUGUACUGUCAGAGGUCUUUGGAGCGAACGCUGCAGAACGGGGAGCGGGAGGCCAAACCCUCACGCAUGGAGAUCGUCUCCAUCCUGCUGAGGAACCCCUACCACCACUCACUGCCCUUCAGCAUCCCAGUGCACUUCAUGAACAAUACCUACCAGGUGGUGGGUUUCGACGGCUCCGCCACAGUGGAAGAGUUCCUGAACACGCUGAACCAGAGGAUCUGUGUGAGGAAGCCUCAGCUGUCGGGCUUUGCUCUCUUCACUGAUGAUCCAUCCGGCAAAGACCUGGAGCACUGCCUGCAGCCGUCUGCCAAGAUCUGUGAUGUCAUUUCCAAGUGGGAGCAGGCCCUGAAGGAGUUGCAUCCUGGGAAAAAUGAGGGGACGCGGAUUGUGCGUCUCACAUACAAAAGCAGGUUGUGUUUCAGAGCUCAGGUGAAAGGAGAGACGGAGCGAGAGCGCCUCCUGCUGGCGUACCAGGUGAACGAUGAGGUUCAGCAAGGCCACUUCCCUGUGAACAAAGAGCUGGCUCUGGAGGUGGCCGCCCUCAUGGCACAGGUUGAACACGGUGACCUGGAGAAACCCGCUGCCUCCUCUCCUGUUGCCUCUCCUCAGCCGAAGUCCCAGCUGAUUCUCUUGCAGGCCUUAGAGCGCUUCUACCCCAAACGCUACAAGCAGGACUGCAGCUCAGAGCAGCUCAGAGGUCUGACUGAGCGUCUGGCCACUAAGUGGUCUAUACUACGUGGGUGCAGUGCACCUGAGUGUGUGAGAAUAUAUCUGACUGUGGCUCGGAAGUGGCCUCUGUUUGGAGCCAAACUCUUCAGCGCCAAGCCUGUCCCCCCCUCUCCUGUCGAGCAGAGCCAGGUGUGGCUGGCGGUCAAUGAAGACGGACUGUGUGUGCUGGACUACACCAUGCACACGCUGGUCACAUACUCCUACCAGUCUGUGAUCACCUUUGGAGGUUGCCGGGAUGAUUUCAUGGUGGUCACGAGCCAGCAGAGGGAGCCUGGAGUCGGGAAGAAGAGCGUGGAGAAGCUGGUCUUUGUGAUGGCCAAACCAAAGAUUCUGGAGCUCACUCUGCUCAUGGCCAGCUACAUCAACCACUGGACCCCCGGCCCCCCGUUGGCCGCACAGCAGCCCCUCGGCCACUGGGACGUAGACAGCCGCCACUUCCCCGCCAUGAACUACACCACCAAGGGCCCCACACUACUGUGAAAUACGCAAACAGCCAGACUGUUAAACUGCAGGGAGGCUCAAUAACAGAGAGCGUCAGCUAAAUGCAUCGGGUUGCAUGUCAGAGUUUUUACAGGACAGAUACUAGGAGAUUAUUUUUUCAUUUUUUUAUGAAGAUUUAGAAAUGUUAGAAAGUCUUGUUAGACUUUUUAUUUCUACAACAAAAGAGUGUUUCAACUCUGCUUCAUUUAGAUGUAAGGUUUGAAUACACAGGUGGCUCAGAGGACCCAUCCUGUUAGUCGCCUUCAUGUUGACAGUUGUGCUUUCAGACUCCUCCUGUCAUGAGCUGAGGGCUGGUUGGACUGGAACACAAUGUUCUGUGUCACUGUGUCACUGUACCAGGGUUAAUAACUCAUACUUGACAAUGAACCAGAGUUUAGAUCAUUCAGGAGAUACUGUGCAAACAGAAAGGGAAUGAUAUUUCAUAGUUUGACAUGUUUUAGCAUCUUAAUUUGAACACACCUAAUAUUAAUUUAAUGCAGAGAUUAAACCAACAGAUAUUUGUAUUAUUGAAUAAUCCAAUUUUUUUCUCAGUAUUGAUGAAUUUAUUGGUUUGUAAAAUAUCAGAAGAAAAUGUCACGUUGAAAUACUGUGUUUGAGACAGUCUGACACCAAAAGAUAUUGUAAAUCUUUCCAAAAAAGAGCACAAAUAUUAGCAUUAAGAGGAUGACUUAAAUAAUAAAUCAAUUGUUUAAAUAGUUACAGAUUAUUUUCUGUCAGUAAACUAAUCAAUAAAGCAACUCAUUGCUUAAAACGUCGACUACAUCUUUAGUAAGUAGUUGGACUGUUUCCCCCCCCUACAAAAAAAGGCUAUAUUUAAGAAACCUUUUUUAAUCCUAUUAUCAUUUAUUUUGAACGAUAAUCUACUAUUUAGCCCCACUUAUUUAGCAUAAAGCAGUCCCAGUAAAGGUGAAGUUUGUGAUCUGCAGUACGAUGAUAAUGUUACUGAGGUACAGUUACACAACAGGCUGUAAAAUGCUGUAUGACAGUGAAGUACUGUGAGUUUAGAGUUAACUUUUCUCUCAUAACACAUACAGCAUAUUAGUAAUAGUAAAGUCCCUCAGUGUUGCAAUAAUCAACACAAAAGGAGAAAACAAAUCAAUGAAAUAAAAGAGAUACCAAAAUAUUUGAAUGACUUGAACUGUUUUGGAUCAAACCACUUUCUUGCUCAUGUCCAUAUUAGUUAUUUAUUUUAUUUCCAACAUGUUUGGGUUUUGCUUCAUAGAGUAAUGUUUUCCACAUGAAUAUUUUGGGAGAUGUUCAGCUUCCUUUAUGUAGAGUAAUUUAAGAGCAGAGUAUGUUUGGUUUCCGAGUCUGUGCUGCGAUGUGUCACAAAUGUCUGAAAGAUGGUGUCUUUAUGUUUGUGUGUGUGUUCAUAAAAGAAAUGGUACAAUA